AUGUCAUUCUUACUAGGAAUACUCUUCAUAGCAAGCAUUACUUACAAAAUAGAUAUCGACAUUCAAGCAGAUAGACAAAGAAAUUGGGAAAAAUUUAUAUCAAAUGUUGCUUCGCCAAAUCCAUCAACAUUUUGGUGUACAGUGAGAAAGUUGAACAAAAAGAAAUCAAUUGACUUUUUGGUUUUAACAGAUAAAAACACAGUAUGUCGAUCACCGGAAAACAUUGUGAAAUGCUCAAGUCAUCAUUUUACUGAACGUCAUUCAUCACCUUCAGUAACCAUGGACAAUGCACAUGAUAUUGAAGAUGAUGAAUUAUGGAAAUUAUACAGUUUAGCUGAUAAAGAUGAUAUUAAACUACGUAAUAUCUAG
Molecule: messenger RNA, 369 nt
Organism: Rotaria sp. Silwood2
Lineage: Eukaryota; Metazoa; Rotifera; Eurotatoria; Philodinida; Philodinidae
Source: the annotation of a GenBank genome assembly